Molecule: messenger RNA, 1377 nt
Organism: Arctia plantaginis
Lineage: Eukaryota; Metazoa; Arthropoda; Insecta; Lepidoptera; Erebidae
Source: the annotation of a GenBank genome assembly
AUGGUUGUGGUCGGAAUAAAUUCUAGAAACAAAACGACUCCAGAAAUUAAUGAUGCUGAAAAGAUGGAGAAUCCGAAAUGGACGAUCAAGCAGAAAUGCGUUGAGUGCUUCAAAGGACCCAGGAACUUUAUCAAGACACUGAUUAUGAUUAUCUGUGUAGCGGCUGUAUGUCAGCAAAUAUCAGCAUGUGUUAGGAAAAUGAUUGACAUUCCGGUGACAACUUACACGCAUUUCGACUUUAACAAGACACUUUUAUACCCUAGCGUCACAUUUUGCAGAGACCCACCGUACAAGUUUGGUAAAAUGCAUGAUUACGAUCUGUAUGGCCAUCCAUUUUAUGUAAAUGCCUGGGAAAACUUUAACUUUGCCAAUAACAGCCUGGACCAUUUAUGGGAAGAUAUAACAUUCAACGAAACAGACAUAUUUUUAGCUGCUGGUCUCGAUGGACUUCCAAAAAACAUAGAAAUUUCACCGACUAUGGGCAUUGCCCAAGGUCGCUGCUACACUUUGAUCCCUAAGAUCCUAAGUACCGAAACACCCAGCCAUAGGGGAUAUUCAGUGACUCUGCAGCACACGCAAGAGGAUAUAGACACCACUAUCAGUCGAAUACCACCCGGGUAUCAUGUAUACAUACAUUAUACAAAAGAGCCUUUUACUGAGGUAACCGUCUACAAUGGUGGACUUGUAGACAGUUUAUAUGUGAAUGUUGGUGAAACGCUGAAGGUCAAGUUAAAGGUGGACAAAUAUCUAAUGAUAAGCGAUGCGGAUAACCCUUGCACAACGGAGGUUAACUAUAGUACAAAUGCUUGCACUACACGGUACGUGUGGGAUCUAGUCGGUAAAGCGGCUGGAUGUUCAGGACCGUGGAUGCAGAGCGAUCUGCCCAGGUGCAGUAACUACAGCAGUAUGAAGACGCUUAUCUCUACAUAUUUGGGGUUGUAUCAAGCUCACAAAUGCCCAGAAUGCCUGCGUACCUGUCAAACUUAUCUUUACAACGGCUACGUGGCCGACAGGCAGAAACAGUACACCUGGGACCCACACACUUCUAAGUUAGUGAACUUACGUGAUUACAAGGCGGACUCCUCCUUGCAGACACAAGUAUUCUUGUACUUCAAUAGUAUGAUGGUGUCGGUGUACGAAGAACGGUACAAUUAUGAUGGAAAUAUGUUACUUUCUGACAUUGGAGGCAGCGUGGGUUUCCUUCUAGGCCUUUCUGUAAUAGGACUUCUGGAUGUAUGUAGCAAAACUUGGUUCAUAUUUGUGGAUCCUUUAAUGGAAAGUAAGAAGAAGGAGGAAGUUGAUCCGUCGUGUGACACUGCCGAUUUAAAGAGUAAACAGGAAUGCAUUGAGAAAUGGAACCUUAAGACUAAUAACUGA